AACCGGUUCCUAGAGAGAAGCAUCUCAGCAGUGAUCGUGAAUUUUAGGGCAAGGCAGGGCAGUCAAAGGGCCUGUUCACCUAUCCACCAGGAACCUACAGACACACAGAGAUAUAAAAUAAUUACCCGGAGGGUAAUACCGGCCAGCUCAGCAUCUACUGACGUCACACGAUCAUCCAUCCUCCAGUAUCUUUCAAGCCUUAUCACAACUGAAACCACAGAAACUCUAACAUCACCAUGGAGGACAUUGUAAUAGCAGGAAUUUCAGGUCGUCUUCCAGAGUCUGAAAAUUUGGAAGAAUUUUGGCAGAACCUUUUCAAUGGAGUCGACAUGGUCACAGAGGACGACAGGCGGUGGAAGCCAGGUCUCUACGGUCUCCCUCACAGAAAUGGAAAACUAAAAUCCAUAGACAAAUUUGAUGCAUCCUUCUUCGGUGUCCAUCCCAAGCAGGCCCACACCAUGGACCCACAACUGAGGCUGAUGAUGGAGGUGUCAUACGAAGCAAUCGUUGAUGGAGGCAUAAACCCAGUCUCGAUGCGUGGCUCUAAGACUGGUGUGUACAUUGGUGUGAGCGGCUCUGAGGCAGGAGAAGCCUUCAGUAAAGAUCCAGAGGAACUGCUGGGGUACAGCAUGACUGGCUGCCAGCGUGCAAUGUUUGCUAAUCGCCUCUCGUACUUCUUUGACUUCAAUGGGCCCAGCACAGCCAUUGAUACAGCAUGCUCUUCCAGUCUCCUGGCUCUGGAGAAUGCCUUUAGUGCUAUUUGGCAUGGCCAGUGCGAUGCAGCUCUUGUGGGUGGAGUCAACCUGCUACUCAAACCCAACACCUCAGUCCAGUUCAUGAAACUGGGCAUGCUCAGUCCAGAUGGGGCCUGCAAGUCUUUUGAUGUAUCAGGAAAUGGUUACUGUCGUUCAGAAGCUGCAGUUGUGGUGCUCCUUACUAGGAAAUCCAUGGCCAAAAGAGUCUAUGCUACCAUUCUUAAUGCUGGCAACAAUACAGAUGGCUACAAAGAGCAAGGUGUUACGUUUCCAUCCGGGGAAAUGCAACAACGCCUGGUCCGCUCCCUCUACCAAGAAGUUAGCAUUUCCCCUGAGCAGGUUGAGUACAUUGAAGCCCACGGCACUGGCACCAAGGUUGGAGAUCCACAGGAAGUAAACGGCAUUGUCAGUGUGUUCUGCCAAUCAAAACGUGAGCCUUUGUUAAUAGGGUCCACCAAAUCCAACAUGGGCCAUCCUGAACCUGCCUCUGGCCUGGCUGCCCUUGCUAAAGUCAUCUUGUCCUUGGAACAUGGGGUUUGGGCCCCCAACAUCCACUUUCAAAACCCCAACCCAGACAUCCCAGCACUGUCGGACGGACGUGUUCGAGUGGUUGCCGAGCCCAUUCCUGUGCGCGGUGGCAUUGUGGGCAUCAACUCAUUCGGUUUUGGAGGCUCAAACGUCCACGUGAUCCUGCGUCCCCCUGGCCCCAAACCAGCUGCUCCCGCCUCACCCUUAUCUGUACCCAGGCUUGUACAGGCCUGUGGGCGCACUGAAGAUGCCACCAACUCUCUUCUGCAGAAAAUUCAUGAACACAAGGAUGACUCAGCUUUCCUGUCCCUGCUCAAUGAUGUCUCUGCUGUCCCCACCUCAGGCAUGCCCUUCAGGGGUUACACCCUGCUGGGAGCCCAAGGGGAAGUAAGUGAGGUGCAGCAGACCUCACCUACCUCCAGGCCCCUCUGGUACAUCUGCUCAGGUAUGGGCACACAGUGGGCUGGUAUGGGUCAGAGCCUGAUGCAGCUGCAGGAGUUCAGAGAGUCCAUCCAGCGUUCGGACCUUGCUCUGAAAGAAACAGGGCUGUGUGUGUCACGCCUGCUAAUGGCGGCUGAUGAGAACACCUUUGAGGACACAAUCCAUGCUUUUGUUGGCCUUGCAGCCAUCCAGAUUGCACAGAUAGACCUGCUGAGAAAGAUGGGUCUUGAGCCUGAUGGGAUCGUUGGUCAUUCUGUAGGAGAGUUGGCGUGUGGCUACGCUGAUGGCUCCCUCAGCCACACUGAGGCCAUUUUGGCAGCUUACUGGAGAGGAAAGUGCAUCAAAGAAGCCAACCUGCCCGCUGGAGGCAUGGCUGCAGUGGGUCUGACCUGGGAAGAGUGUAAGGUACAGUGCCCGCAGGGGGUGGUCCCAGCUUGCCACAAUGCAGAGGACACGGUCACUAUCUCAGGACCACAGGAGGCAGUAAGAAAAUUUGUGGCUGAGCUGAAGGAAAGCGGUGUGUUUGCCAAAGAGGUGCGCAGUGCCGGGGUUGCAUUUCAUUCCUACUACAUGGCCUCAAUAGCUCCCGUUCUGCUGAGUGCACUGAAGAAGGUGAUUAAAAGCCCACGUCCUCGUACAGCUCGCUGGAUCAGUACGUCUAUUCCCCAGUCAGAUUGGGAGAACUCUCUGGCCCUCUAUUCCUCCGCCGAAUACCAUGUGAACAACCUGGUGAGCCCUGUGCUCUUUCAAGAGGGUCUAAACCUCAUUCCUGACAAUGCUGUGGUGGUAGAGAUCGCACCACAUGCUCUACUGCAGGCAAUUCUGAAACGCAGCCUCAAGCCCACUUGUUCCAUCCUGCCUUUGAUGAAGAGGGGACAUGCCAACAACCUGGAGUUUUACCUUUCUCACAUAGGCAAAAUCUAUAUGAAUGGUGUGAAUGUGGACAGUAACAAGCUAUAUCCAGCUGUGCACUACCCUGUUCCAGUGGGCACCUCUCUCAUCUCCCCUCUUCUUCAGUGGGAUCACUCUCAGAGCUGGGAUGUGCCCAAGGUGGAGGAUUUCCCAGCAGGCUCUGGAGGAUCCACUUCAGCCACUGUGUACAAUAUUGAUAUAAAUCCAGAAUCUCCAGACUACUACAUGAUCGGUCACUGCAUUGAUGGAAGGGUCUUGUACCCAGCUACGGGUUACUUGGUGCUGGCAUGGAGGACACUAAUGAGAAGUCUUGGCAUUACUAUGGAACACACCCCUGUUACCUUUGAGGAUGUCACCAUACACAGAGCCACAAUUUUGCCCAAAACUGGGACUGUCCAGCUGGAGGUGCGUCUCAUGCCCGCCACAAACCGCUUUGAAGUUUCUGAGAACGGCAACCUUGCAGUCAGUGGUAAGGUGAGCGUGUUGGAGGAGGCAGCGCUGUCUUCCUUCCACUCUCAGAUUGCUGAGCCUGUGACUGUGCAGCCAGAAGAUCCAAAACUGGGCCUAAAAGCUGGAGACAUUUACAAAGAGCUGCGCCUGCGUGGCUAUGACUACGGCAAAACCUUCCAGGGCAUUCUAGAGUCCAACAAUGCCGGUGACCAUGGAAAGCUGCUGUGGACAGGAAACUGGGUGACAUUUUUAGACACCAUGCUGCAGAUGAUUGUGUUGGGUCUACCUGGGCGCAGCCUUCACCUCCCGACACGCAUUCGCUCCGUGUGUGUCGAUCCCACACUACAAGAGAAGAUGGUUCUGAACUAUUCGGAGGAUAGGAAAGCUGUUGAUGUGCACGUGAACCGCUGCCUGGACAGCAUUACAGCUGGUGCAGUUCAGAUAAGCGGCCUCCACGCCACAGUGGCACCCCGUCGCCAACAGCAGCAGAGCCCGCCCACUCUGGAGGAGUUUGUCUUUGUGCCUUGUGUGGAGAGUGAGUGCAUGGCAUCUAAUGAGAAACUGGAAGAAGAGCUGAGACAUUGCAAAGGUUUAAUAAACCAUCUCCAAAGAAAACUGGCCAGUCAUGGAGUGAAGCUCUCCAUUCCGGGGCUGGAAGGCGUGCGUGAAGAGCAGCUGAUUGUUGCAGAAGCUCAGAGUGGAUUGUUACGCCUACUUUCGGUGAUCUGUGGACUGGAGCUGAAUGGGAAUUUGCGUUCGGAGCUGGAGGAGACGGUGCAGAAGGAAAGGGAGUGUCUGCUGCAGGAUCCACUCCUCAAUGGUCUGCUGGACUGUCAUGCGCUGAGGCACUGCCUUGACACAGCGCUGGAGAACUCCACACCUGGCAAACUCAAAGUUUUGGAGGCUCUUUCCAGCGAUGGCCGUGUGUUUUCUCGUGCUGUCCGGACUCUAAACAUUCAGCCCAUGUUGCGUCUGGAUUACACGGCCUCUGACGUUAACGCAGAACUGCUGUCUAACCAGCAGAGCACUCUAGAGGACCUGGGUGUUUCAGCUGCACAGUGGGACCCACAUCAAGGUCCAGUCACAGGCAACCUGGGUGGUGUUGACCUUGUGGUGUGUAACUGUGUACCAGGGCCUGUUUUAAACCCAGAAGUGCUGCUGGAAAACCUAACAUCAGCUACCAGGGAGGGGGGCUUUGUUCUGUUGCACACCCUGUUGAAGGGAGACACGCUGGGUGAAACAGUGGCCUUUUUGACAUCUCAGGAGAAUAAGAACCGUCUGCUUACUCAGGCUGAAUGGGAGAAGCUGUUUAAUCAGGCCUCACUCAACAUAGUCAUGUUAAAAAAAUCAUUCUACGGCUCAGUUCUGUUCCUUGGCAAAAAGAAAACACCUGAAAAGCAGUCUGUUACUCUGUCUGUGGACUCCACCGAUUACAAAUGGGUUGAGACUCUGAAGACCUUGCUGGCUGAGACAUCUGAUCAACCAGUGUGGCUCACUUCCACUAAAGGCCAUAAUGGAGUGGUGGGAAUGGUCAACUGCCUCAGACAGGAACCUGGAGGAAAUCGCAUACGGUGUGCAUUUGUGUCUAAUCUGAAGAAGUCGUCUGCAACACCUUCCCUCCUGCUUACCCAUAAGGACAUGCAGACAGUGCUGCAGAAAGAUCUGUGUAUGAAUGUGUACCGUGACGGACAAUGGGGAUUGUUCAGACACCAGCUGCUUCAACAAGAUUUGAGUAAGGAGCUGAUAGAGCAGGCGUACGUGAACGUGCUGACUCGUGGUGAUCUGUCUUCACUGCGCUGGAUUGCUUCUCCACUUCGGCACUUUGUUUCAUCCAACCCGAACGUGCAGCUCUGCCAAGUCUACUAUGCCUCACUCAACUUUAGAGACAUCAUGCUGGCCACAGGCAAACUACCACCUGAUGCUAUUCCUGGUGACAUAGCCUUGCAGCAGUGCAUGCUGGGAAUGGAAUUCUCAGGACGGGACCCCAGCGGACGGCGUGUGAUGGGUCUCCUGCCAGCUAAAGGCCUGGCCACCUGUGUGGAUGCAGAUAAGCGUUUUCUUUGGGACGUCCCAUCCAGCUGGACUCUGGAGCAGGCUGCCUCGGUGCCUGUGGUCUACGCUACAGCAUAUUACUCUAUGGUGGUACGUGGGCGUCUGAGGCCCGGUGAGAGCGUGCUCAUUCACUCCGGCUCUGGAGGAGUGGGCCAGGCUGCCAUCGCAAUUGCCCUCAGCAUGAAAUGCAAGGUGUUUACUACAGUGGGUUCUGAAGAGAAGAGGGCCUACCUGCAGGAACGUUUUCCUCAGCUCACUGCAGAGUCAUUUGCUAACUCAAGAGACACCUCUUUUGAGCAACAUGUGCUAAAGCACUCGCAGGGCAAAGGAGUUGACAUGGUUCUAAACUCCCUGGCUGAGGAGAAGCUGCAGGCCAGUUUACGCUGUUUAGCCAGACAUGGACGCUUCCUGGAGAUUGGCAAAUAUGACCUGUCAAACAACACCCCACUGGGCAUGGCUUUGUUCCUUAAGAAUGUGGCCUUCCACGGUAUCCUGCUGGACGCUCUGUUUGAGGAGGGCAACCGUGAAUGGGAGGAAGUGUCAGAGCUAUUGAAGAAGGGCAUUGCAGCUGGAGUGGUGCAGCCGCUCCGCACCACCGUCUUUGAGAGGGACCAGGUGGAGGACGCUUUCCGCUACAUGGCUCAGGGCAAACACAUCGGCAAAGUACUGCUUCAGGUGCGUUUGGAGGAGAGCAGAGGUGCUAGUAAAGCUGCUUCUCUUGCAGUACCUGCUAUUUGCCGGACCUUCUGUCCUGCUUCUCACUCUUACAUCAUCACAGGAGGACUGGGAGGCUUUGGGCUGGAGCUGGCGCACUGGCUUAGUGAGAGAGGAGCUCGCAAACUGGUGCUCACAUCUCGCUCUGGCAUCCGCAAUGGUUAUCAAGCUAAACGUGUUCGAGAGUGGCAGGCUAUGGGCAUCCAGGUCAACGUGUCCACAAGCGAUGUGAGCACAAUGGAAGGUGCAGAGCGACUUAUCACUGAGGCCUGCCAGUUAGGACCUGUAGGAGGCAUCUUCCAUCUGGCUAUGGUUUUGCAGGAUGGCAUGCUUGAGAAUCUGACACCACAGCAGUUUAUUGAAGUCAAUAAGCCUAAAUAUGAUGGAACCCUCCACUUGGACAAAGUCACAAGACAGAAGUGUCCCCAGCUGCAGCACUUUGUGGUUUUCUCCUCGGUCAGUUGCGGCCGUGGUAACGCUGGUCAGAGCAACUACGGCUUUGCUAACUCCACCAUGGAACGAGUGUGUGAGCAGCGCCGUCAAGACAACCUGCCCGGUCUGGCCAUCCAGUGGGGUGCAAUCGGCGAUGUAGGUGUUGUCUUGGAGACCAUGGGUGGGAAUGAUGCUGUGAUCGGCGGCACGUUACCUCAGCGCAUGACCUCCUGUCUGGAGGUGCUGGAUCGCUUCCUUUGCCAGAAGCAGGCUGUUAUGUCCAGCUUUGUGCUGGCUGAGAAGGUGCAGGUUGCAAAGGGAGAAGGCAGUGGGCAGAAGGAUCUGGUGGAGACAGUGGCUCACAUUUUGGGUGUCCGUGACGUGAGCAGUCUGAAUGCUGAUGCCUCAUUGGCUGAUCUGGGCCUGGACUCGCUGAUGGGUGUGGAGGUCAGGCAGACGCUCGAGAGAGACUACGACAUUGUCAUGGCGAUGAGAGACAUCCGGCUGCUCACCAUCAACAAGCUGCGCGAGCUGUCCAGCAAGACAGGUGGCUCAGAGGAAGCCAGGUCAGCCCAGGUGAAGCAGACUGGGGCUCAGGGUCUGCUGGAGUCUGAUGUUAAUAUGAUGCUGGUGAAUCCUGACAGUCCCACUCUAGCACCUCUAAAUCAGGUGCAAAGUGCAGAGAGGCCGCUGUUCCUCAUCCAUCCUAUCGAAGGCUCCAUUGCUGCUUUUAGCAAUCUCACCACCAAACUUAGUGUGCCGUGCUACGGUUUGCAGUGCACCAAAGCUGCUCCGUUGGACAGUAUUCAGAGCCUUGCUGCGUAUUACAUUCAGUGUAUGAGGCAGGUGCAGCCAGAGGGGCCAUACCGCAUCGCUGGCUACUCUUUUGGUGCCUGUGUGGCAUUUGAGAUGUGCUCUCAGCUCCAGAAGGCACAGUGCCCUGUGGAGUACCUCUUCCUUUUCGAUGGCUCCCAUUCAUUUGUAGCAGCAUAUACACAGAGCUACAGGGCUAAACUGACCCCCGGCAACGAUGCAGAGGCAGAGACAGAGGCACUGUGUGCUUUUAUUCAGCAGUUUACCAGCAUUGACUACAACAAGCUCCUGGAGACCUUACUGCCUCUGAAAGAUCUAAAUGCUCGUGUGAACAAGGCCGUGGAUCUGAUUUCCUCUAGCUACAAGAACAUCAAUCGUGACUCUCUCCGCUUCGCCGCCACCUCGUUCUACUACAAGCUAAAAGCUGCAGACUGCUACGUCCCCUCCACCAAGUACCAUGGCAACAUCACACUUCUGAAAGCCAAGUCCAGCAGCGCAUACGAAGACGGACUAGGAGCUGACUACAACCUGCAUGAGGUGUGUGAUGGAAAGGUUUCGGUUCAUGUGAUUGAUGGGGAUCAUCAUACUUUCCUUCAAGGGCAAGGAGCGGACUCUAUCACAGGCAUCAUCCACAGCUCGCUGGCAGAGCCACGUGGUAAACCCAAUCUGGGUUAGACCAAAUUGCUCAUCCUGAACAGUUCUCUUUCCAUUUUUCAUGCUGUGCUAUCAAAAUAAAAGUAGUAAAAUACAAUUUGCCUUAAUCAACUCUUAACCAUCAGAAGUAGAUGCAUAAAGUUUUCAAAUCAUUCAUUAAUUAAUGGUGCAAAUACAUAAUUGUGUUGACAUAAAGACAGUCAUUUUACUUAGAAUUGUGUAGAUUUAUACACAGUUUCGAUUAUCUGUACGAAAGCUGAACAGUGAAGGUCCCAAAUUAUGUAUUUUUAGCUUUAAAGACUUAGAUUUUUAGCUGAGAAAUUAAUAAAUAAUAGUUGAUAAAAGUAAAAUUGUUUACAUUUAUAGCUCAGCUUUUCUGUCAGCCAGCUGGGCAUCUACACAGACAUGAUUGGCUAUGUCUGACGGGGUGACUAAAGCUUCUAGUGUUUACUCGUGGAACCAGACCCCCUGUAAACCUGUUCUCCCUGUAAGAAAUUAAAUGGUUAGUUUAUCCCAUGAUCAAUGCUGCUGUAAGCAUUUUAGCACUAAAGCAUUUAAUCAGAAACCAGUACUUGCUUUCACAGAGGGGAGUAAUUCACAGUUUGGUAGAUAGAGGGGGUAGAAGAGUGUAGUUAGAUACGAGGGAGAGGGGAGUACUUCACAGUUUGGUAGAUAGAGGGGGUAGUAGAGUGUAGUUAGAUACGAGGGAGAGGGGAGUACUUCACAGUUUGGUAGAUAGAGGGGGUAGUAGAGUGUAGUUAGAUACGAGGGAGAGGGGAGUACUUCACAGUUUGGUAGAUAGAGGGGGUAGUAGAGUGUAGUUAGAUACGAGGGAGAGGGGAGUACUUCACAGUUUGGUAGAUAGAGGGGGUAGUAGAGUGUAGUUAGAUACGAGGGAGAGGGGAGUACUUCACAGUUUGGUAGAUAGAGGGGGCAGUAGAGUGUAGUUAGAUACGAGGGAGAGAGCAGUACUUCACGGUUUGGUAGAUAGAGGGGGUAGAAGAGUAGUUAGAUACGAGGGAGAGGGGAGUACUUCACAGUUUGGUAGAUAGAGGGGGUAGUAGAGUGUAGUUAGAUACGAGGGAGAGGGGAGUACUUCACAGUUUGGUAGGGGACAGUAGAGUGAAGUUUCAUUAUGUUAGCCUUUCAAAACCGGUCUUCCGGGUAAAUUUUCCAACCAGCAUAGACCUCUGUAUUCACCAUGUAUCAAAAAAAGACAACCCUAAUCAUUCGGACAUUAAGGACCUCACUUAAACUCUCCUACUGAGCAUUUAUACAAAUAUAAAAUAAUGUGUACCAUUUAGUAGUCACAAUCCUGUUACUAAUGCUCCAGUGUUACCAGUAUUAACAGUUUUUUUUGUUUACUGUAUUCCUAAUCCUGUUCCAAAUUUGUGUUUUGAUGCAUGAAACUGUAAGGAAUUUAGAUUUUCACAGCAGCGUCAAAACCACAAACUGAUAGCACUUAAAUAAGAAAGCACUUAGAGAAUAAUGACAAUUGGUUUACAGCAUAGUCAAAAUUGUACAACACUGUAUUCAUGUUUACUUGACUUUACUUGCCUUCUUGUUGAUUUGGAAUAAAAAAAAAAUGUAAUUUAAUUUUUACCAGAAAUUAUGUUUUGACACCUUUACUACUAAAUAUAUGCUGGCUCAUGUGACAGGCAGUUAGGUGAAACCUUCCUUUCUUUUUGGCUUCCAUUGGAAGACUAUUUCAACAUUCCUUUUUUCCCUUUAGCAUAGAAUUAACAGAAAUUGGUAGAUGAGUAAUAAUAGUGCAAUAUGUAUGUACGUUUGUUGACCAGGUCCACAAAGCAGAGUGUAUCUAAAACCCGCUGAGUGAUUUUCAUCACCUUUAACCUUUUUACCACGUUGUAAGAAUGAAGGGUUUCAGUGAUUAUUGAACUAAAAUGCUUGUCAUGAACUGAGCCCUGAUGGUUUUCCUAUUAGAAUUGAAAAAGCAAGGCAAUCUGUAGUGAUCUGAGACUUUUGUUCAAGUCUAUGACGAACUGGAUGCCUCCUUGAUGAUGUGCUUGGUGCACAGAUGAUCGAUGUUGGAUGUAUUUUUCUGUUACUGUAAUUUUUGUGUUUGUGUAAUUUGUAAGUAUUUAUUGUACCUGCUCCAAUAAAGAACCAUCACUAACAUA
Trichomycterus rosablanca is the source of this 9892-nucleotide messenger RNA. RefSeq names its product fatty acid synthase (gene fasn). The coding region runs from base 237 to 7772 and encodes 2511 amino acids. The record is from RefSeq and is a predicted model, not a curated record. Gene Ontology annotation, molecular function: phosphopantetheine binding; 3-oxoacyl-[acyl-carrier-protein] synthase activity; fatty acid synthase activity. Gene Ontology annotation, cellular component: cytoplasm. Gene Ontology annotation, biological process: fatty acid biosynthetic process. The transcript is spliced from 42 exons. NCBI's taxonomy places the organism in Eukaryota, Metazoa, Chordata, Actinopteri, Siluriformes, Trichomycteridae.